Puntigrus tetrazona (Sumatra barb) is the source of this 1410-nucleotide messenger RNA. RefSeq lists its product as uncharacterized. The coding region runs from base 201 to 911 and encodes 236 amino acids. The transcript is spliced from 5 exons. The record is from RefSeq and is a predicted model, not a curated record. NCBI's taxonomy places the organism in Eukaryota, Metazoa, Chordata, Actinopteri, Cypriniformes, Cyprinidae.
GUCACGUUGCAGCAAUCCGCGUGUUUGGAGGAGUGAGGAACUGAACGGAAGGUCCCACCACAGGAGCGGAGCCACUCCCCUUUCCUGAGCCCAGCUCGGAGGGGAAACCCACGCUUUAAAAGUUUCAUUUCACUUACAAGUGAGUCUCUCACCAGACUCUCACCCUUCUUCUCAGACACCUCCGAACAGCGUGCCUCAGGAUGACCAGCUCCAAAUCUUCCCAGACCACUCGUAACAUCGUGAUCGCCUGCCUGGCCCUGUGGUCCAUCAUCUCUCUUAUCAUUAUCGUGGUAUGGGCCACCUCGCCCGAGAUGAAAGGAGCCAGUCAGUGUCGGACGGAGAUGCAGGACCUCAGGGAGAGGCACGAAGGGGCAAAAGUCGUGUGGACCAAAGACCGGAAAGCUCUCGAGGAGCUGGUGAGACAGGGAUGGAGGAACCAGACCGCUUUACAGAAGCAGAUGGACCAGUACAAGGAGCAAAUACACUCUCUGAACAUCUCUCUGAAUGACAGCCUGCAAGAAAUUUCGGUUCUCAACGAAAACAUCACAGUUUUGGACAGCAGAAUCGAAAAGUACAAACUCAUCGAGGAGAACCUCACUGCUGAAAUCAGCCUGCAGAAAGACCAGAUUGAAGCCCUGGAGCACAAUUUGACUCUGAAGGCCCAGGAGUUGGCAUCAUGUGAGGCUUUACACCUCGCUUCUAAACAGCUCCAAACUGCUGCGGAGAAGCAGAAACAGGCCUGCGAGACCACCAAGCAAUAUUUACAGAAGCAGCUCAUGAAGUGCAAAGACGUGGACCACCCCGAACAUGAAUAUCAUAUUGAUCUCAAUGAUAGCGGAGCCCAGGGAAUCACCACAAGUAGCGUUACGCUGGCCGUGAUCGUUGGCCUCAGUCUGCUUUUAGUACCAUAGACGACAGGAAGGUUGGAUGAUGGAGUGUUUGGGUACAUGUUUGGGUGCAACACUGUUCUGAGGACACCGCUCUGGUGCACUUGUAACCCUGGACUUGAAGCACAUGUAAAUCGUCAUUUGGAAGUGCUGAUGCAACAUUUAUGAUCACCUAUAGUUAAUGAAGGUAUUGAAGCUUUUUUGGCCGCACGGCUACGAGCACGGAGAAUUAAUUCAUCUUCAACAAAUGUAUGCUGUACUUCAUUGGUGGUAACUUUUUUUUAUGCUUUAGACUUUUUUAUUUGGGAUAAAUGGGGUCUAGAAGUUUCCGAAUAGUAUUUAUUUUGUUUGAAGUAACCAGGCUAAUAUGCCAAUGAGAUAAUAAUGUUAAGAGCUAUUCAGAAAUUUGAUCGCACUGUUUUACCACUGUUUGUCUGUUUUUCUUUUUUUUUUUUUAAGAAUUUCAUGAAAAACUUUUGAAAGAAAGCUAUUUUUGAAUAAACUUACAAUGUUGACUCUCUAA